UCUCCGUACUCGCUUCGCUGCGGCGCGGAGGGCAGUGCUCCUGCGCAGAGGAGGCCCGGAGGGGCUGCGAGACCCCAAUAGCAAAGAACUGGGAACUCGGGGACUCGGCCGGCGAUCCCCGGGCGGGGGUCAGAGGAGGAGGAAUGUGGGGCGGAAAUGGUCGCCCUGGGGCGAGACAAGGCUGAGAGCUGUAGGACCGAGAGAGACUCCCGAUCCUGGCAGACAGGAGACCUGGGUUGUGGUCUGCGCUCUGCCGCGGACUCGCCGGAUCCUGUUUUCCCUGCCGAACAGUUGAGAAAGUUUCUGGUCAGAGUCCCCACGCAGCCCCUGUCUGGCUGGGUGUCUCGCUGGAUUGAGAUCUCCCUUGAGAUCCGCGCAUCGCAGCCGACGAGCACCGGAUUCUGGGACCCUCAAACUGGUCAAUAGUUUUUGGCCCGGGCGCCCUGGGAUGGCGACGCCUACGGCCGGGGUCGGAUCGUGCUGUCCCUCUUGGAGUCCCCGGCAGGACUCCAGCCAGAAUUGAGGCACUAGCAGGCGUGUAAAGCUGGUCCUGAUUCAGCACUGCUGGAUUCAAUUCAAGCCCAGUGAUAGAAGAGCCUCCCUGAGCUUGUGGUAGCCAUACCUGCCAAUCAUCUUCCCAAGGGCUGAGACUCCAGAGUGAGUCCUCAAGGACUGCUUUCAGGACUCACAGAAACCUCCACCCUGGUGAUGGCACACAGGGACUAUUUUCUUGUUCUUAGUCUGAACAACUGCCAAGAAGGAGGGCAACGGUAGAACAGUCAAAUCCCAGGCUCUCCCCAUAGCUUCUAAUCUCAGACCUUGUUAAACUCCUUUCUGAGCCCAAGGACAAAAGUCACUUGAACAAAUGAGUUUGAGUCAUGAAUGAAAACUCUCACUCUUUCCAUGAGAAAGAAAGAAGAGAUGGACAGGUUGGAAGUGUAUCUGCUGGGUGCGCUCCACCACCUGACAAGGACGGCAGUGCUGUUCUGGCUUUCAGAGGAAUUUCUAUCUCAGAGUUGAAGAACCACAGCGUCCUCCAGGCCCUGACAGCAGAGGCGAAUGGCUGGGAGCCCGGUGUUGUGAAUACAGAAGUCCUCCAAGCCCAAGAAGAAUGGGAAGCUGUGGACAGCAUCCACCCAGAGACAGGGAGCCGGGCCAGCAUGGACCAGCCUGGGCAGCUCAUCUCCUUCAGUGAGGCCCUGCAGCAUUUCCAGACAGUGGACCUCUCCUCCUUCAAGAAAAGAAUCCAGCCCACCAUCCGAAGGACCGGGCUCGCUGCCCUCCGGCACUGCCUCUUCGGGCCUCCGAAGCUCCACCAGGGCCUCCGUGAAGAAAGGGACUUGGUCUUGACCAUCGCUCAGUGUGGCCUGGAUAGCCAAGACCCCAUGCAUGGCCGAGUUCUCCAGACCAUCUAUAAGAAGCUGACUGGCUCCAAGUUUGACUGUGCCCUCCAUGGAGACCACUGGGAAGAUCUGGGCUUUCAGGGAACAAAUCCAGCCACAGACCUCAGAGGAGCAGGCUUCCUUGCCCUCCUGCAUCUCCUGUACCUGGUGAUGGACUCAAAGACUUUGCUGAUGGCCCGGGAGAUUCUCCGCCUGUCUCGUCAUCAUAUCCAGUGUCUUAAAACUUCACUUCAGGCCCUUAUGAAUCUUGAAAAUACAGUUUUCCAGGAGGCACGUAGGCAGCCACAGGAACAGCUCAGGGACACAGCCCUGCCAGCAGCCAGUCCUAACUUUGGACUGACUUUUGAUACACCUUUGACUGCCAAGAGUAAAGGAAACCAGAGGCCUAAUUCAGAGGCUGAAACAACAGCUGCAAUUCCCCUUCUGUUUGAUGUCUGUGAAUAUCACGCGUAUCGCCAUCCAGGCCUUAAGGGAGGAGUGUCUCUCCAGAUUUGGAGGCGUCGGCCAAGAAGAGCCCCAAACGGCUGCUCAAAACCCUGGAGAUCUACUUGGCUGGAGUGUCAAAGGGACAGGCCUCCCUGUUGGGGACACAGAAGUGCUCUGGGCCACAGGCCCCUCACUCCAAGGAUCUCACUUUCACGGGCGUGUGUGACCUGUCAUCACACUCGUCCGAAGGCACCUGGCUGAUCUGACCAACCCCGGUGGCCACCAGCCAGGAAGCCUUGGAGGGGCUUUCAGAGGGCGGACCCUAGCUGGGCCUCGCCCCUUCCGGUCCUAGCCCAAGGAAUGUAGGACGCCCCUGGGCCUGGUGGGUGGAGCCAGGGGCCCUCACCUGCUUGAGACAUCAGGAGCCAUUAGAUUAGACUCACUCUCUGGAGCCCUGCUUUCAGGGCGAGGAGAGCUUUGCUCUAUUACUAGUUGGGCGACAGCUUCCAUAGUCGGAUUCCAGGUAAUAUCAGUGACAGCGAAUGGAUCAUCAGGAGGGAGACCCCAUAUGCAUGUUCCACACAGUCCUCCAUCAAAGAUGCUCCCAAGUAGAAGCGCCAGAACCUGGCAGUGGGUCUUUCAGGCCCUGGAGUCCACAGGACAGGGACCAGAUGGGGGCUGAGUAGUUAGAAUGUGAAGGGAGAGGGUAGUCGCAGCAGCAGCCAACAGGGGGCGGUGUGAGCUAAGAGUGCUUGCCUUUUCUGGUCUGGCGCUCACCCCACCCUCAUCUCUCCCCAUCCCUCCUCCCACUGUUCGUGAUAGGGAACCAGGCCGCAGCUGGGCUCCCCUCAUGUCCCAUCAGGGCUGGUUUUCUGGCGUGGUUGAAGGAAGGAGGAAAUUCACACACCAGCAGUUUUUGAAUAAAAUAAUUCUUCUAGG
Molecule: messenger RNA, 2768 nt
Organism: Dama dama (fallow deer)
Lineage: Eukaryota; Metazoa; Chordata; Mammalia; Artiodactyla; Cervidae
Gene: ELMOD3
Product: ELMO domain containing 3
Exons: 13
Coding region: 879-2090 (403 amino acids)
Source: RefSeq, a predicted model, not a curated record